Messenger RNA from Fusarium musae, 1029 nucleotides. RefSeq lists its product as uncharacterized. Lineage: Eukaryota; Fungi; Ascomycota; Sordariomycetes; Hypocreales; Nectriaceae. The transcript is spliced from 2 exons. The coding region runs from base 1 to 1029 and encodes 342 amino acids. The record is from RefSeq and is a predicted model, not a curated record.
AUGAAAGCAUAUGCCUCUUUUCUCGUCAGCUUGUCUGCUUUAGCCACUGCAGCUGAUGUCACGCUCACAAGCUCAGGCUGUGCCGACGCAUCAGGGUUCGAAAAGUGCCAGGCCUCUGCGAACAAGAAGACGAGCAGCUGCAUCGCACAAGCUCGUCACGACAACAGCCAGGAAGAGCUCCUCGCAUGCAGCUGCCAGGAUUACGUCGACAACUUCAACUGCUACGCGGCUUUCUGCUGGAACAGGGUCUGGGAAUGCGAGUACCAGGAGUACAUGGUUUCGUAUUUCAUGAACUGCGCUACUGCCAAGCAACCGGUUCCCUACUUUCCCGCUCCCAAGAAUGCGCCAGGCGCUUGCUCUUGUAACGUUGGGCAGGUUUAUCUCAAUAUCCAGGAUGCCAUUCAACAGACGGCGACGUGUUCCAACAAUGCCGAUUCAGGCGAUGCGGGAAACAAUUUGCAACAGAUUGAGGGCUGCAACUGUUGUGAGAUCAGUGGAGCUCUGUCAAGUAUCGUCGAGAUCUGCCCGAAGACGGAUCCCAACCUUAUCGGCCUAAAACAAAUAUCCACCCUCGAGUCCGAGUUAAAUGUUGACUAUAAAUCUUGCGGGUCAUACAUGGAGACGUACGAUUGUUCGUCCCAACUAUCAUACUCUUUGGAUGGUGUUAGCACAUACUACAAACCCGAUGAUCCCCUCAAGACUGGUACCGCUACCUUGAGCAACGACCCAGGCUCCGUCACGGCACCGGCCAGCGGAAAGGUCUUUUCGUACACAAACGGGGGCGAUGGCACUGUCUAUACUAUCACUGCUGCCGGUGUUGGCAAGGACAAUUCUGGUAGUAAGGGGAGCUCUGAUAGCGAUGGUAGUUCCGGUGCAAGCGACGACGCAUCGAGCGCCACUGGCACAGCAACUGGGGACAGCAGCAAAGCCACUGAGACGGCUAAGAAGAAUGGGGCGGAUAAGUUGGCUACUGGAGGGGUCUUGAAAAUGGGAGCGAUACUGGUCUUGAGUCUUGCCGCAAUUUAUUAG